AUGAGCAGUCAUAGCAAUCGUCAUAUCUUCCCAAGUUCUAAGGAGACGGCAUUGAAACUUGAUACAUUGGUUGGUGAUAUUGAGGAUGCUGUAUCUUCUGCAAUGAACAAAAACUUAAGGAAGCAUUCCUCCACACAAAGUGUAGAAGAAAACCGCCUUCUUGCUAUUGAAAGACUUGGACAUACAGAAGAUGUUUUAAUUUCAGUUAGAAAGGCUCAUCCUCAGUGGGCGAGUCUUGUAUCAGCAGUUGAUCACAGAAUAGAUCGAGCUCUUGCCACAUUAAGACCACAGGCAAUUGCAGAUCAUCGAUCACUUCUUGCAUCCCUGGGAUGGCCACCGCCACUUUCCACUUUGACGUCCUCAAACCUUGAUGCUGGAAAAUCAACUGAAGUCCCUAAUCCUCUUUUCACAAUGAAAGGGCUUCUUAAACACCAGUACUGUGAAAACUUUCUCUCGUUGUGUCACUUGCAGGAGCUGCAGAGUCGGAGAAAAUCAAGGCAACUUGAUGGUCACAACAGGAAACUGGCCCUGCAGCAGCCACUUUGGGCAAUCGAAGAACUUGUGAAUCCUAUAUCAAUUGCAUGCCAACGACAUUUUUCGAAGUGGAUUGAUAAGCCGGAAUUUAUUUUUGCUCUUGUCUACAAGAUUACCAGGGAUUAUGUUGACACUAUGGAUGAAUUAUUGCAACCACUGGUUGAUGAAGCAAGGUUAGUGGGUUACAGUUGCAGAGAAGAAUGGAUUUCAGCAAUGGUAGCCUCUUCAGUAACAUACUUGGCAAAAGAGAUAUUCCCUACAUAUGUUGCUGAACUGGAUGGAGAAAGCAUUAAUGGUGCUCGAUCAAAGGCUAGAAUUUCAUGGCUUCAUCUUGUUGACCUUAUGAUUGCUUUUGAUCUACGAAUUCAGUCUCUGGUGACACAUUCUGGAAUUUCGCUUUCCCUUCAGGAAGAUAGCAACCUGAAGAAGAUUUCUUCUCUAUCUGUCUUCUGUGAUCGACCUGACUGGCUUGACAUAUGGGCAGAAAUUGAGCUUAAUGACACACUUGAGAAGCUAAAACCCGAGGUUGAUGAUGAGAGAAAUUGGACAACAAAAAUUGAAGGGGAAGCCCUUUUAUCUGGUUUUGAAAGUUACAAAUCUCCUGUAGUUUCAAGUGUCUUCCUUAAGCAUCUAUUGUUGGUAGUUGAUCGAUGUCGAUCACUGCCUAACACCCUUUUGAGGUCAAGGUUUCUGAAAUUGGCUGGUGGACCCACUAUACAACAAUAUUUGAAUUGUUUGCUACUUAGGUGCCAAGAAGCCGAAGGACUGACUGCAUUAACGGAUGACAAUGCAUUAAUCAAGGUUGCAAACUCUGUUAAUGCUGCUCACUACUUUGAAUCUGUUUUGAGGGAAUGGUGUGAGGACACCUUUUUUCUUGAAUUGGGAUUGGAUCACAGUGAUCAACUGAGAAUAGGGAUUAGUGAUAAUAGUGGUUUGGAGGGGCAAAUUGAUGGACCUGUUGGUUGCGUUUUUCAUGAGGAGAUAGAAAGGUUGGAGGAUUUCAGAAAAGAGUGGGUUGAAAAGAUAUCAGUUGUUGUUUUGAGGGGAUUUGAUGCGAGGUGUCGAGAAUAUAUGAAAAACAGGAGGCAGUGGCAAGAAAAGUGUGAAGAAAGUUGGACAAUCUCCAAAAAUUUAGUCGGGGCUCUAGAUUAUUUGCAAGGAAAGACGGCAGUAGUAGAAGAAAAUAUGAACCAGAUAGAUUUUGUUGGUGUCUGGAGAAGUUUGGCAGUGGGGGUAGAUCGCUUGCUUUUUAAUGGCAUUCUUAUGAGCAACGUGAAGUUUCAUGAUGCUGGUGUUGAAAGGUUUAAUUGUGAUUUGGAGAUUUUGUUUGGAGUAUUUCGGGCUUGGUGCUUGAGGCCUGAAGCUUUCUUCCCUAAAACAAGUGAUGGCUUGAAGUUGUUAAAGAUGAGCGAGAAGCAGCUCCGAGAUACUUUGUCAGGAGGAGGAAAAAGGAUGAAGGAGAACGGCAUUAUCCAUUUGACUGUAGUCGAGGCAGAGAAGAUACAAAACAGUAGAGUAUUCAUGAGUUAA
Molecule: messenger RNA, 2064 nt
Organism: Dovyalis caffra
Lineage: Eukaryota; Viridiplantae; Streptophyta; Magnoliopsida; Malpighiales; Salicaceae
Source: the annotation of a GenBank genome assembly